Molecule: messenger RNA, 411 nt
Organism: Striga asiatica
Lineage: Eukaryota; Viridiplantae; Streptophyta; Magnoliopsida; Lamiales; Orobanchaceae
Source: the annotation of a GenBank genome assembly
UUGUGGCAGGGUGGAGGAAGGUGCAAUAGUCUCAGAUCCUGUAUUUACUGUAAACCAACACGUCGUGGGUUGUCAACAAAUUUUCAAAAGAUAAUUCCAUUAACAGGGUUACUUAGCAAUAAGGCUGAAGACAAUCUAAACAAAGUAAAGGUACGCUACUGUAAUGGUGCUCCAUCUGCUGGGGAUUGUGGCAAUGAGAGUUGCUCCCCCUCUACAGCUGCAGGUUUGCAUUCUAGAGGACACCGGAUAUGGGGAGCUGCAAUGGAUGAAUUGAUGUGUUUCUAUUUUGUUACUGGCAGGUGGGCUGGUGGAAACUCUAUAUGUGCAGGGGGGCUUGCAAAAGGCGAUGCCAUGGUUAGCGACAAUGCCUUUUCAUUAUCGGACCGAGACGACCAGAUUCCAAUAGUCCCC